This is a messenger RNA of Neltuma alba, 1429 nucleotides long. RefSeq names its product protein PLANT CADMIUM RESISTANCE 12. Lineage: Eukaryota; Viridiplantae; Streptophyta; Magnoliopsida; Fabales; Fabaceae. The coding region runs from base 133 to 885 and encodes 250 amino acids. The transcript has 5 exons. The record is from RefSeq and is a predicted model, not a curated record.
UAUAAAAAAGACUCAACUUUUCCCUGUGGGUAUUGGUGAAAGGAUUCCAAUGUGGGAUCUUUGGGCAUAAUAAAGGGUGUGGGAGGAAUUAGAGCGCCUCCGAGAGAUUAGCCCUAGUGAAGCUUUCCGGCCAUGGCCGAGAUGGAGAAGCAGACGGCGAGGGUGGUUGAGGAGGCGAAUGGCGGCGGCGAGGAGGAGAGGCUCUUGGAGGGUAUGGCCGUUGUGGAUUUCGACAUGCUUUGUUCCACGGUGGCCUUGCAGACUCACGGCAAAUGGGGGAAGCUCGGUGGUGUUGGAGAUGAAGAAGAGGUUACGGAAUCUGGCGGGGUCUUCAGGAUGUGGGAAGGUGAACUUCUCGAUUGCUGCGAAGACCGUCGAAUCGCCCUUGAAUCCACAUGUUGUCCUUGCUACCGAUUUGGGAAGAACAUGAAGAGAGCUGGCUUUGCUCUUCCUUAUUUUCAGGGAAUAGUUUACUUUCUUCUAACAAUUGGCGUCAUUCUCAAUUUGAUUGCUUUUAUUGCCACAAGAAAGUACCGUUUUCUCUACCUGGCAGUUUCCUUCGCUAUUACUACUGGAGCAUAUUUAGGCUUAUUCCGAACACGUAUACGAAAGAAAUUUAACAUCAAGGACAGGGAUAGUUCCUUUGAUGAUUUCAUCUACCAUCUCAUUUGUCCUUGCUGUACAUUAUGUCAGGAAUCGAGAACACUAGAGAUGAACAAUGUUCAAGAUGGCACUUGGCACGGUCGGGGUGACACGAGGUACAUAGGUGGCUUGAAUGAAGGGAGUAAAGCACUCUUUAAUCUACAUCCGCCUCCGAUUGUUUCCAUGAAUAAUAAUGAUAAAACCGUCAAUGAAAAGAGUACAGAUGCAAGAGAUCAGUCUUGAAUCUAAGACUUUGGGAUAUUUUGAAACGAUGUUGUCCCUUCUGAAUUCCACUCCUAUGUGUCUGCACAAUGUGUGCACAAUGUAACUUUACUCCCAAGUUCCGUGGAGUAUCAUGCCCAAGAUGUGAACGUGACAACUGACAAGGGUUUCAUCGGUGGCAUUUGCAUUCUAAGGUCUUAUUGGUAACUGCAGGCAUAACCUCAUCAGCAGACAAUGGUAUCUGCCGUUUCAAUCUGUCAUCGCAUCAUUGCUUCGGAUGGAGAACAAUAUUUGGUUUCUAAAAAGGAAAAAAAUUCUGCUAUCAGCUAAAAGUUGAUAGCAAAUACUGUACAAGUUUUACCCAAGGUUUGUCCUUCAAGUUAUACCAUGAGAUGUGAGUUUGAUCAUUUGUACAUAUGGUCUUCAUUUUCGGGUGAGGGGGCUGUGUUUUUGCCAGCCCUAGUAGUCUAUAUAGUUGGACGUGUUUAGGUGGUCAUUGGUCGGGCGUAUCAUCUUCAUUGUUCAACGGAUUGAGUUUUUAUAAAUUAUUUUGUCAAGUUGUUCA